This is a messenger RNA of Aphanomyces astaci, 1419 nucleotides long. RefSeq lists its product as hypothetical. NCBI's taxonomy places the organism in Eukaryota, Oomycota, Saprolegniomycetes, Saprolegniales, Verrucalvaceae. The annotation marks the transcript as partial. The transcript has a single exon. The record is from RefSeq and is a predicted model, not a curated record.
AUGUCGGCAGCAGUGGGUGUGACUGUGACGGCUGCCACCACAAGCUCGGUAGGGCUGUUUCUUGUGUUGGCGGUGGGCUUUGCGGGGGUUUUGGAAGCGCUUGUGCUAUGGCUACUGCGCAGCUUGGCUCAGAGUCCUAAAUACGUGGCGUUGGUGCACAAGUUGACGCGACAGCUCGCGGUUGUGGGGCUCGUGUACCUGUUGGUGAAAUGUGCGGUUCUUACCGAACGACGACAACUGCGUCAAGAAUAUAUUCACGACGCGUUUGAUGCUGCCAAUAUGCUCUUGUUGGUUGCUUCACUAUCGAUGGCCGUUCAAGCCAUCGUGGUGAUCGUGCUACUCCGCGUAGCCACCACAGAAAUGGAUGGGCUCGGCCUCUUGUGGUCGUUCGAAGUCGUGGACGAGAUUCAGCUGGCGAAAAGUCGGCCGACGUGGCUCUUUGUGCGCAACUGGCACGCCACCCGCGUCAAGCUCAAGCUUGUUGAUGCGUUCUUUCGGCACGUGUACGGCCUGCCGCCAAUGUUUGGGUUUGCUAAGCACGUUCGUGGCAUUCAAGAGCAACUGACGUUCGAACUAUUCGAUAUGGGCUUUGGAGCGUGGGUAGUUCUCUUGGCGCUCUUUUACGCCUUCUUUUCCAUCACGGGAGAGCUCGAGGCCGCGUAUGAUUUGCCGCCCAAACAAACAACCACCAUCCCCUUGUUUUCUUCUCGAUGGCGUGUAUUUGUGUGCUUCUCGAGCUCCCUUAUGGCGUUUGCCACGGUCUUCUACAUCGUUAUGACCUGGUCGUACAGUCGACUCGUCCACCACGCCAAACUCCACGCGUUGGUCCCAUCGAUGGAUCCUCCAAGCCAAGAGAGCGAUGGUGAGAAGAAGACGCCGAGUUCUAUUUGGGAUGCCAUCGCAAGCUUCGCCACGAAAGAAGGCACGGUGACCCAACUGGGUCCGUUGGAAGCCCUCUCCCGCAUGCAAGCUGUUGGAGAGCGGCUGGAAGCCAGCCUCCCGACAAUCUCCCCGCACGAUCGUACAUCACACUGGCCGUGGCGCGACAAACAUCCCUUGACACCGCUGUGCCGCCAAACCUCGUUGGAGCAAAACGUAAGCACACAAAUUGACUGCAUUUCCCUUCCGAUCAUCAGCUACCAAAGUUGCCGUGUGCUACUGCAAGUCAUUUUGCUUGUAAAUGGCCUGGGGUAUGCCUACUUCGCCACGACGGUCCUACCUUUUGCUCCACUAGAUACAAUCGAGGAGACCGUUCAGUCGAUUGCCGCCAUCCUGCCCCUCGUCCUCGUGACGGUGGUGCUGGCCCCACGCCUCAUCCGGAGCCUAGCCCUCGUCCACUCGACUUGGCAUGUCGACAGUGCAGUUCUGGCUCGCGUCAUCGCCCAAGUGGUGCAUGUCGAACAUGUCAAAGUGGCCAUG